Theobroma cacao (cacao) is the source of this 2350-nucleotide messenger RNA. RefSeq names its product WD-40 repeat family protein / small nuclear ribonucleoprotein Prp4p-like protein (gene LIS). The record is from RefSeq and is a predicted model, not a curated record. NCBI's taxonomy places the organism in Eukaryota, Viridiplantae, Streptophyta, Magnoliopsida, Malvales, Malvaceae. Gene Ontology annotation, cellular component: U4/U6 x U5 tri-snRNP complex. Gene Ontology annotation, molecular function: U6 snRNA binding; U4 snRNA binding; protein binding. Gene Ontology annotation, biological process: mRNA splicing, via spliceosome.
AUGUUUCACGCCGCAAUCUAUUGAUGCAAUUGUCGUUCUCGGCUCUUCCUUUCAAACUCUGGCUUUGGAACUUUUAGCUGUAAAAAUGUGAAAGAGUGCUUAUUAGUUUAUUGAAUUUCUUUUUAUUUAGGGUUUACAUAAAAUAGUUUUAGGAGAAGGAGUGAAGCGCGAGGGAAGAAGGCAGAAUUACUCCUUUCGCAGUCUUGAACCUUCCGCACCAUCUACCCCUUUCCCUCUUUUCUCGUUUUCUUUUGCCACCCCGAUUGAUUUCCUGCACAUUUUCAAGGUACAAUGGAAGUUGAUGAUGACAACAGUCCACCAACUUCAUCUGCAGAACCUUCAGUUGCAGUUCCCGACAGCCAAACCACAGUGCCUACGGCAAAUAACACUCUACUUCAGCCUGUUCAGCCUAUUGUUCCAGCAGUGGUCCCGCCUGCAGUUGUACCACCUAUUGCUCCGCUACCUGCCAUUCCUCCAGUCCCUGUUGUGCAUCCAUUGGCACCUCUCCCGAUUCGCGCUCCCAUCCUUAAACCACUUGCACCUCAAAAUGGUGAGGUGAAAACUAGUGAUUCAGACUCUGACCAUGAGGAUGAAGGGCGAACUGCUGCUGUUGAUUAUGAGAUCUCAGAAGAGAGUAGACUGGUUAGAGAGCGGCAAGAAAAGGCCAUGCAAGAACUUCUGAUGAAACGACGUGCUGCUGCACUAGCAGUGCCUACUAAUGACAUGGCUGUCCGGACUCGACUUCGCCGGCUUGGUGAACCCAUAACUCUUUUUGGAGAAAGAGAGAUGGAAAGGCGGGAUAGGCUGCGAAUGAUUAUGGCAAAGCUGGAUUCUGAGGGGCAGUUGGAGAAGUUGAUGAAGGCGCAUGAGGAGGAAGAGGCUGCAGUUUCUGCUAAAAUGGAGGACGUUGAGGAAGACAUUCAAUAUCCCUUUUAUACUGAGGGUCCAAACGAGCUCUUGGAUGCUAGAAUUGAUAUUGCAAAGUACUCUGUUGUAAAGGCAGCUAUGCGUGUUCAACGUGCACAGAGAAAAAGGGAUGAUCCAGAUGAAGAUAUGGAUGCUGAAACUGAUUGGGCUCUAAGGCAGGCAGGGAAUUUGGUUCUUGAUUGCAGUGAAAUUGGGGAUGAUAGACCACUUUCCGGUUGUUCUUUCUCACGUGAUGGACAACUUCUUGCCACCUGCUCAUUGAGUGGAGUUGCUAAGUUGUGGUCAAUGCCUAGGGUAAGUAAGGUUUCUGCCUUAAAGGGCCACACAGAACGUGCAACUGAUGUUACAUUUUCUCCUGUGCAUGAUCAUUUAGCGACUGCUUCUGCUGACCGAACAGCAAAGUUGUGGAACACUGAUGGAUCACUCCUGACAACAUUUGAGGGCCAUUUGGAUCGCCUUGCACGCAUAGCCUUCCAUCCUUCAGGGAAGUACCUUGGCACAACAAGCUUUGAUAAAACAUGGAGACUGUGGGACAUAGACAGUGGUGUAGAGUUGCUUCUCCAAGAAGGUCAUAGUAGGAGUGUCUAUGGAAUUGCGUUCCACCAAGAUGGAUCUUUAGCAGCAUCCUGUGGACUUGAUGCACUUGCUCGUGUUUGGGAUCUUCGCACUGGUAGAAGUGUUCUUGCUUUGGAAGGCCAUGUCAAGCCAGUUCUUGGUGUGAGUUUUUCACCCAAUGGCUACCAUUUAGCUACAGGAGGUGAAGAUAAUACCUGUCGAAUAUGGGAUUUGAGGAAGAAAAAAUCCCUCUACAUCAUACCAGCCCACUCAAAUCUUAUAUCACAAGUGAAGUUUGAGCCUCAAGAGGGAUAUUACUUGGUCACUGCUUCUUAUGACAUGACUGCAAAGGUUUGGUCCGGCAGAGAUUUUAAGCCUGUCAAAAGCUUACCAGGUCAUGAAGCUAAAGUCACUGCUUCAGAUAUUAGUGAAGAUAGCCGGUAUAUUGUGACUGUCUCUCAUGAUCGAACAAUAAAGCUGUGGACUGCUGGUAACAUAGGAAAGGAAAAAGAUAUGGAUUUGGACUGACGACACGCUUUGCGGAUGUUGUACUUGUUGAGAGACUAUUGCUGCUUUCCGGAGUAGCACAUUUUGGAGUCAGAUUAAAAACACCUUUUUGUAAUGAUGAAGUGGAAUACGAAACAUAAACAUAGAUUCCUCCAAACAAUUUUGUAGGUAACUUUGGCUUUUUGGUAACAGCAUCUGAUUCUGAAUAACCCGAGCAAGUGCUUGCCGGGGAGGGAAUCAGGUACCCAACAGCACAGCAAGCGCUUCGCAUGUAAUGAAAAUAUUUACGCAUACUUGAUAUUCAGCACCAAAUACACAUGCGCGUAUCAUAAUUAUAAAGAUGAAUCGGUGCUCUGCUUUU